UUAACAGUCCUAGUCGUGGUUCUAGGAGGUUCAACCAGCGUCCAGCGACCAAGUGCUUUUUGUGUCGUGUCGUGUGUAUCCCAAGUGUAUCCCUCUCACCCAACGCUCCUUCCUUUCGAAGCUCAACUUUGUGAUUAGCUCUCUGUGAAACCCUCGAAAAUGAAGCCAUUUUUGAUUGCCGCCGCUCUGCUCGUCUCGACGGUGUCCGCCUCGUGGCACGGAGCUGUCUCCACACAGUACCAGCACCUGGAUCCCCAUAGCCAUACCUACUCCUACGGCUACGCCGAUCCCAACUCACAGAAGCACGAGACGCGCGGCCACGAUGGCACCACCCGAGGCUCAUACUCCUACGUGGAUGGACACGGUCAUGUUCAGUCCGUCUCCUACACCGCGGAUCCCCAUCACGGCUUCAAUGCCGUUGGCACCAACCUCCCCCAGGCCCCCCAUGCCGCUCCCGUCUACGCUGCCCACUCCGCUCCUGUCUACGCUGCCGGCCACGCCCACUCUUACGCCCAUGGCAUCCACAUCCCUGUCCUGACGCACGGAGGCGUUCCCGUCGACACUCCUGAGGUCCAGCACGCCAAGGCCGCUCAUGCAGCUGCUCACGCAGCCGCUGCCCACAAUGCCGGAGCAGGCCAUCAUCUGUACAAGCGUUCGAUCUACGGAGGAGGCUGGUCCUACGGAGCACCUGCCCAUGUCCCACUCACCCACGGUGGAGUGCCCGUCGAUACUCCCGAUGUCCAGGCAGCCAAGGCUGAGCACUAUGCGGCCCACGCCAAGGCUCUGGGUCAGGUGGCCCAUGCCCAUGGCGCUCCCGUCGAGACUCCUGAGGUUCAGCACGCCAAGGCAGCUCACUUUGCCGCCCAUGCAGCCGCCCGCUCCGGCCAUGUCGGUGCUCCUAUCGCGCACGGCAACUACCACGUCCCCGUGAUCCACAACGGAGUGCCCGUCGACACACCUGAAGUCCAGCAUGCCAAGGCCGCCCACUACGCUGCCCUCUCGCAGGCCUCCGCCCACGGCAGCAGCGGCCACAGCUCCUGGGAUGACGGACGCUAUGACGGUCGCUGGGAGUCCAGCCACAACAGCCACAACGCCUACGCCAGCGGCUACGCGCACAACGGUCCCAUCCACAUCCCAGUGAUCCACAACGGUGUGCCCGUGGAGCCCGCAGAGGUGCAGCAUGCCCGUGCCGCUCAUCUGAACGCCGUGGCUGCCGCCAGUCAUGGCGGUUCCGGUGCCCAUGGAGGCUACUACGGCGGAGGUGCAGGUGGUGCCCACGAGGACGAUGGCCAGUACCACGCGCACUACGACCACUACUAAGCCGGAGACCGAUGUAUUCCGGUGUAUUCGUGCCAGCGACAAUGACGAGCAUCUCUAUACAUUCUGCCUGACAUCCUUCGUUUCACUCUAACCGACUACCGAAGCCAGCUAGCUAUAUGUAACUGUCACCCUCCAGCAGCUCUCCAAUCUAUCUUUCUAUCCCUACUAUGUGUAUCUUUCACUAUCCUACACACACACACAUACGCACAACACGGGAGAUUGAAGCCACUCCUUUGGAAGUGGCUUCCUUGCCCGUUUAGCAACGAUUGAGCUUGAUUUGAGUUCCAGUUAAACUGUACCAACAACCUACAUCUACAUCUUUCUACAAGCCUCUACUUUCUUUACUUUCCUACUUGCCUUCUCAUCUUUAUCUGUAUAAACUGUUUUCCAUAUCCUUUCCGAUUCCUUCCAACUUCGUUUGAGAAACGCUGAAUGAGUAUGUUGUAAAUAACUGUUGUAAUCUUUAUGUAUCUGAACAGAUAUGAAUCUAUAUAUUAUACGAAACUGCAAACAGACAAAUAAA
Molecule: messenger RNA, 1843 nt
Organism: Drosophila persimilis
Lineage: Eukaryota; Metazoa; Arthropoda; Insecta; Diptera; Drosophilidae
Gene: Cpr92F
Product: histidine-rich protein PFHRP-II
Exons: 2
Coding region: 160-1320 (386 amino acids)
Cellular component (GO): chitin-based extracellular matrix
Molecular function (GO): structural constituent of chitin-based larval cuticle
Source: RefSeq, a predicted model, not a curated record